This is a messenger RNA of Vigna angularis (adzuki bean), 1933 nucleotides long. RefSeq names its product 26S proteasome non-ATPase regulatory subunit 12 homolog A. The transcript has 12 exons. The record is from RefSeq and is a predicted model, not a curated record. Gene Ontology annotation, cellular component: cytoplasm; nuclear proteasome complex; proteasome regulatory particle, lid subcomplex. Lineage: Eukaryota; Viridiplantae; Streptophyta; Magnoliopsida; Fabales; Fabaceae. The coding region runs from base 30 to 1463 and encodes 477 amino acids.
CCCUGCUCUUAUGCGCUAAUGUUUUCGAAAUGUUCUUCACGCUCCAGAUCUCUACUCUUCUUUAUACGCUUCCCCUGCUUCUACUCGAUGUCACUUUGUGUCUCUACUUUUAUUUAUACCUCCCUAUGAAGCUGCUUGGCGUGAACGCAGAGAAUUUAGACGCCGAAAUAGAGCAAUUGCUGAAUGCCGAGAAGCAUGCGAGGCUCGCCGGCGAUGUCGCCGCCACAAGAAACGCCGUCACUGAAAUUUUACGGCUAUGUUUCGAAGCGCGUGCAUGGAACACUCUCAAUGACCAGAUUGUUCUGUUAUCCAAACGACGUGGCCAGCUUAAGCAGGCUGUAACAGCGAUGGUCCAGCAAGCUAUGCAAUAUAUUGAUGAGACACCGCAUAUUGAAAUUCGUAUAAACCUCAUCGAAACCUUGGAAAGUGUAUGUGCAGGAAAGAUAUAUGUUGAGAUUGAGAGAGCUCGAUUGAUCAAGAAUCUUGCAAAAAUUAAGGAAGAACAAAGACUUAUUGAUGAAGCUGCUGAUUUGAUGCAAGAAGUUGCGGUAGAAACUUUUGGUGCCAUGGCAAAAACUGAGAAAAUCGCUUUCAUUCUCGAACAAGUUCGUUUGUGUCUAGACCGCCAUGAUUAUGUUCGUGCUCAUAUUCUCUCAAGAAAGAUUAGUACAAGAGUAUUUGAUGCUCAUGUUUCAAAGCAAAAGAAAAAGGCUAAAGAAGGUGAUAAUGUUGUUGAAGAAGCUCCUGUAGAUAUACCAUCUUUGCCAGAGUUGAAGAGGAUCUAUUAUGAACUAAUGAUUCGGUACUAUUCCCAUAAAAAGGAUUACCUUGAAAUUUGCCGAUGCUACAAGGCAAUAUAUGAGAUACCAUCUGUCAAAGAAAAUCCUACCGAGUGGAUUCCAAUCCUGAGGAAGAUAUGCUGGUACUUGGUUCUAUCACCACAUGAUCCAAUGCAGUCAAGCCUUCUCAGUUGCACCUUGGAGGAUAGGAAUCUGUCUGAGAUUCCAAACUUUAAGUUACUGUUGAAACAGUUGGUCACUAUGGAGGUUAUCCAGUGGACAACUCUUUGGGAUUCAUACAAGGAUGAGUUUGAGAAUGAGAAUAUCCUUGAAGAGAAUUUGGGUGAAGAAGCAGAAGAAGAUCUAAGGGAAAGAGUAAUUGAACAUAAUAUUCUUGUUAUAUCAAAAUACUAUGCGAGGAUUACUUUGAAGAGACUUGCAGAGCUUUUGUGCCUCAAUGUCCAGGAAGCUGAGAAGCAUCUUUCAGAUAUGGUUGUGUCCAAGGCGUUGGUGGCGAAAAUUGAUAGACCCAUGGGAAUAGUUUGUUUCCAAAGAGCCAAGGAUAGCAACGAUGUUCUUAACUCAUGGGCAGCAAACAUGGAGAGGCUGCUUGAUCUUGUGGAGAAGAGCUGCCACCAAAUACACAAGGAAACCAUGGUGCAUAAGGCUGCCUUGACGGUUUAAGAAGGUCCAUGCUACUAUUAAAAGUUACAGGUUUUAAGGUGAAUUUGGUGAAAGAAGUGAAGAAGGAGAGAAAGGGAAUCAGAAAAGACAUCAAAAAGUGCAACAGGAGAAGCCGCAACUGCCGCUCAGCGGCAGUUUACCGCUGAGCGGCACUCAGGAGUUCACGGGGAUCCGCUGAGGGGCAAAAUGGCCGCUAAGGGGAAGAAUCGAGCUCGCGCACUUACCGCUGAGCGGUACUUUACCACUGAGCGAUACUUUUAUGGGCUUGGGCCUAAUUUUUCUGUAAUUUACGAAUAAUAUAUAAGCUUUAGGGUUUCCUAGGGUUUGUAUCUUUGGCUGUGACGAAGCAAAUACUCUCUCUUCCAUCCCUUUGAAGGAGGAUCUUGGAUGCUCAGGCUACCUCUUCACCUUUCUAGGGUUUUAUCUUUCAUUAUUGUUCAUCUAGUUUCACCAUGAAUAUGGUGAACUAA